Molecule: messenger RNA, 11780 nt
Organism: Monopterus albus (swamp eel)
Lineage: Eukaryota; Metazoa; Chordata; Actinopteri; Synbranchiformes; Synbranchidae
Product: FRAS1 related extracellular matrix 2
Exons: 24
Coding region: 239-9610 (3123 amino acids)
Biological process (GO): anatomical structure morphogenesis; cell communication
Cellular component (GO): membrane
Source: RefSeq, a predicted model, not a curated record
CGGUGGCACCUUUACGCAGCUCUCAAGUAUCUGAAGUUAAAACUCCUGCGCGCCGUUAUCGCUGAGUAUGUUGAGCGUCUGCACGGCUAGAUCCUUUGGAGGCACCGUGUAGACAUCCAGCUGACUCCCAACACUUUGGGGAUUUUUACCGUUUCGAGUAAAAAAGUCGGGAGUAUUUGCCAUCACCCCCUUGGCAGAGUGACUGUUAUUUGGGGGUUGGAUCAAAUCUGUUGCCAAGAUGUUGUUCUAUAGACUUCUCCUGUGUUGUUCAGUAAGUGGUAUUGUUUUCGCGCAGCCCGACAGCUCUGGAUUAUUUUACGCACUGAGAUCUGAACUGUCAGAGGAUUCAAUCUUGGUGGCCAACAACGGAAUACGUGUGCCUUUCGGGAGAUCGGUGUUCAUCGAUCCCAUAAAUGAUUUAGUCAUUCAAACGCAGCCGGGGGAUCGAUGCAGCAUCACUGUCCUGGAAAAUGAUCCGCUCUCACAGAGACCGGGGCAUCUUGCUCCCAAAAAGUUUUUGUGUGAUUUUGGUCCCAACGAUGUGACAUACUCGCACUACGGGUCUAGGAGUCCAGCUAAAGACAGAGUGAGGCUGCAGCUCAGGUAUGACGCGCACACCGAAACCAUUAUUAUCCCGUUUAUGAUGGAGGUUGAAGUCGUUUUUACGCAGCUGGAGUUACUCACCAAAAAUCUGCCUCUCACUAUUGCUAAUCUUAAAGGGAUCAGUAAUCCUAUUGAUAAGAGGAUUUUAGACUUUACUUAUGAUAGAAACUCUCACAAAUGUGAGGUGGCAUCGCUGUCCAGCGCUUUGCCAAGAUAUGGAAGACUAAUUGAUGGGGGGAAACUUUCCGGGAUGAUGGACUGUGACGAAUUCACACAAGCUGGCAUUCGCUAUGAGCACACAUUUGACCGCAAGUCCCCCAACAGGGACUAUGUUCCCAUGCUUGUGGAGCUGCAUGACAAGGAAGGCAACCUAGUGAUACGAGAAUAUUUCCAAAUUAUGAUUCGCAUCAAAGAUGGAGAAGAAAACACUCCCCCCAAAACCAGCUUUGUGUCCAUGAUGAUGAUGGAGGUCAGCCAGUUUGUCAUGACUGCCCUCACCCCUGAUAUGCUUGCUGCUGAAGAUGCAGAGUCAGACCCAGAUGAUCUUAUUUUCAACAUCACCUCUCCCUUAUCUUAUGAGGAGGGCUACAUAGUCAGCACUGAUGACAGAAACCUCCCUAUCACAUCCUUUUAUCAGAGAGACUUGCGUGAUUUGAAGAUAGCUUACAAGCCCCCCUCCCUGGACUCAGACACUGAGAGGAUUUUCCAGCUUGAGUUUGAGGUGAUAGACACAGACGGUGGCAUCUCAGACCCUUCUGCUUUUAUGAUCAUCGUGAAGCCAAUGAACACUUUGGCCCCUGUUGUGACACUUAACACAGGUCAGCUGCUGUACGAGGGACAGUCUCGGCCUCUCUUCAGCACCCACAACUUGGAGAUCAGCGAUGAAGACAACCUUGAUGCUGUCAUCAUCACAGCUCUGGAUGGGCUGCGCCAUGGGGACCUCAUGGUGCUGGGCUCUCACAGGAAAUACUUCACACCUGCCGACCUUACAGCAGGGGUUGUUGUGUACCAGCAUGAUGGGAGUGACACAUACAGCGACAACAUUGUCUUCAAAAUGACAGAUGGGAAAAAUGAAGUAGAAUUUCUUUUUCCCAUUACAAUCGUUCCCACUGAUGAUGAGCCACCAAUUAUAAAUGCCAACACUGGCCUAGUGCUAUUCAAAAAUCAGAUGAUGCCUGUAACUCCUCUCAUGCUCAGUGCUGCUGAUAUUGACUCUGAGGACUCAACUAUUAAAUUCACAGUUGUACCUCCCUUUUCCACAAUUGGCACAAUGCUUCUAAGGCAGUCAGAUGCCCCCGAGGACCCGUCUUCUUGGAAGUUCAAUGCUGAGGAUGAAGUGUAUGAGAAGGAUGUGACAAAAUGGCUUCAGAAAGAUAUCACUGAUGGGAAAUUGUUUUAUAAACACACAGGCCGUCACAGCACAGAUGCCAUCAUGGAUCAGUUUGUGUUCACAGUUCAGGAUGACAGUGACCCCCCUAAUGAAUCAGGAGAGAGUGUAUUUCUAAUUCGAGUUUUACCUAUUGAUGACGUUCCCCCUAAACUGUUCCCCGGCACCACACUGCAAAUGACAGUUCAGGAGUACAAGCUUACUCAAUUUAGCAAAGAAGUUUUGCGCUACACUGAUUUGGACUCUGAAGACCGCGACCUCAAAUACACUGUUAUCCAGCCACCAGUAGAUACUGAUGAAAAUAACCCGGUUGCGUUUGGUUCUUUGGUCCUGACAGACAGCCCUGACACUGAAGUCACAGAGUUCACACAAGCUCAGAUUAACCAUCAUAAGAUCUCCUACCACCCCCCAGAUGUUGAGCUCGGAAUUACAGCCCACGUUGUGCAGUUUCGUUACACUGUUGAAGACACAGCUGGGAACAGUGUAGAAGGGGCUUUCACUCUCAAUCUGCAGCCUGUCAACAAUAAACCCCCUCAGAUUACAAACACUGGCUUUACUGUGUUUGAACACAGAAUGCACAUAAUCACCAUCGCUGAGCUGGAUGCCACAGAUCUCGACACAGACAUUAAACAGAUUAGCUUUACUCUAAGCCAACCUCCUAAACAUGGCCAGAUCCAAGCUGCAUUUACUGACCUAGAGAUAAAAGGCAUUUUCAGACUUGAGGAUGUCUCAGAGGGGAAAAUAUCAUAUAUUCAUAAUGGGGAGGAGACGGCGAGUGAUGAAUUUCAGCUGGAUGUCAGUGAUGGGAUCCAUGUUGUAGCCGUGACAGUCAAAGUUAAUGUAAAGCCUGUCGAUGAUGAACCUCCAACCGUCAGCCUGACUGCAGGAACAAUCGGCUUUCAUAUGGAUGUGUUGGAAAAUGGAGCCACAGAAAUCACAACUAAUAUCAUUCAAGGCCAUGACGAUGACACCGAUGACCUCCAGCUAACCUUUAUUGUGGAAGAUCCUCCAGUUAUGGGUGAAAUAUUGGUUAAAGGGGUGCCUGCAACUAGCUUUACACAGGCCGAUAUUAUUAAUGGUGUGGUUGUUUACACACACACCAGUGGUGAGAUAGGUCUCAUGUCUCAGCAGGAUGGCUUCAAUUUGACUCUCACAGACAUGUCCAAUGAUUGGACAGUAGAUGGCAAUAAGAUCACUGGAGUCCAUGUUCAAGUCACUAUCCUUCCUGUUGAUAGCCAGGCCCCAGAGGUCAAAGUUGGGAUUCAAUUUAGUGUUAUUGAAGGGGAGAAAUACACCAUCGGCCCUCAGCACUUGAAUGCUGAUGAUAAUGACACUCCAACGGAUGAUAUCCUUUGCACUAUUAUCAUCCAGCCCACUGCUGGCUAUGUGGAAAAUAUAUCACCUGCUCCAGGCUCAGAAAAGUCCAGGUCAGGAACAGCUGUCAGCGCUUUUACCAUCAGAGACAUCAGGGAGGGGAAUAUCUACUAUGUGCAGAGUAUUCACAAAGGAGCCGAGCCGGUAGAGGACCGAUUCACAUUUAGGUGCUCCGAUGGCAUCAAUUUGUCAGAUAAUCAUUUUUUCCCAGUAGUUAUCAUCCCAGCAAAUGAUGAAAAGCCAGAGAUUCAUCUGAGGGAGAUAGUUGUAAUGGAGGGGAUGAACACUGUCAUCGAUACUCCGAUUCUGAACGGGGCCGAUGCUGAUAUUCCAGCUGAGGAGCUGAUGUUCAUCAUUUGUAAACCUCCCAAACAUGGUGCCAUUUUAAACCAGCUCCCCACAGGCCCAGUUUUGGUGACUAAUUUCACUUUAGAGCAGAUCAGGGAAGCAUCAAGUAUUAUUUAUGAGCAUGAUGACUCAGAGACAACAGAGGACAGUUUUGAUGUCAUUCUGACGGAUGGAAAGUAUUCUGUGCAGAAAACAGCCACGGUUGUGAUCUUUGCUGUUGAUGAUGAGACUCCCAGAAUGCUAAUCAACGAUGGUCUAGAGGUGGAAAUCGGAGAGACCAAAGAGAUUAAAAACAAAGUGCUCAAAGCGACAGAUUUAGAUUCAGAUGACAGCACACUCACAUAUAUCAUCAGGCUCGGGCCUGGUCAGGGUCUCCUGCAGAGGAAAACCCCAUCUGGAUCUCUGGAGAACAUCACUCUAGGCAUGAAUUUUACACAAGCUGAAAUUGAUUCAGGGCUUAUAAUUUACACACACAGCGGACAGGAGGGCAUCCGAGAUUUGGUCAAAUUUGAUGUGACAGAUGGAAUGAACCCACUAAUUGAUCGCUACUUCUACAUCACCAUAGGCAGUAUUGACAUGGUUUUCCCUAAUGUGGUCAAUAAAGGUGUGUCUCUGAGAGAAGGGGGCAGAGUGACUUUGACCACAGACCUUCUCAGCACAAGUGACCUCAACAGCCCUGAUGAGAACUUGGUCUUUACCAUCACGAAGGCACCUGUCAGGGGCCACUUGGAGAGUACAGAUACUCCUGGGAUGCCCAUUGGGUCUUUUACCCAACUGCAGCUGGCUGGCAGUAAGAUUUACUACAUCCACACGUCAGAUGAUGAGGUGAAAAUGGACAGUUUUGAGUUUGAAGUCACUGAUGGCUACAAUCCUGUUUUCAGAACAUUCAGAAUCUCUAUUGUGGAUGUUGAUAAUAAGAAGCCUGUUGUGACUGUAAACACUUUAGUUGUCACAGAAGGGCAGAUGAAGCUGAUCACACCAUUUGAGCUCACUGCUGAGGACCAGGACACGGCGGAGAAGCUGCUGAAAUUCACCAUCAUCCAGCCGCCUGUUCAUGGUAAACUCCUCUACAACCAGUCCAUGCCUGUCACCAGCUUCACAAAACAUGACCUCAAUGAAAACCUCAUCAGCUACAAACACGAUGGUAUAGAGUCACGAGAGGACUCCUUCUCCUUUAAGGUCACCGAUGGCACGCACACCAGCUUUUAUGUUUUCCCCGACACUGUUUUUGAGACUUGGCGCCCCCAAACUAUGAAGAUCACUAUUGUGGCGAUUGACAAUGGUGUCCCACAGAUUGUGGUGAAUAAAGGUGCCCAUACUUUGAAGAGCUUGCCCACAGGUCGCCUGGGAUUCCCCAUCAGCUCCAAAGUGCUGAGGGCAGAGGACAGAGAUAGCAGCCCAGACUCGCUGGUGUUCCACAUCACCAUCCAGCCCAGACAUGGCUACAUCAUUAACAUGGGACAAGGAAACAACUCAAUCAGCACAUUUAGUCAAGCUGAUAUUGAUGAGCUGAACAUUUGCUAUGUGUUGCGGAAUGAGGAAAAUGCUACAUCUGAUCGCUUCCAUUUCUCCGUUGAGGAUAAAGGAGGGAACAAGCUAAACGGACAGCAGUUCCACCUGGACUGGGCCUGGAUCUCUCUGGAGAAGGACUACUAUGUGGUGGACGAGGAGGACAAGUUCUUGGAGGUGGUGCUCAGACGGAGAGGCUACCUGGGCGAGACAUCAUUCAUUGGCAUUGGUACCCAGGAUGGGAGUGCAAAGAAGGAGGAUGAUUUUAAAGGUAAGUCCAAGAGGCAAGUCCAGUUCAACCCAGGACAGACCAGAGUCACGUGGCGAGUUUGGAUCCUGACUGAUGGGAAGUAUGAGAAGGCGGAGACCUUUGAGAUUUUGCUAUUGGAUCCAGUAAUGGGAGUGAUGGAGUUUCCUAACAGAGCAACAGUGGAGAUACUGGAUCCCAGUGAUGAGUCGACUGUGUUCUUCCCUGAACAGAUCCACUCAGUGGAAGAAGAUGUUGGGGAGCUUUUCAUCCCAGUGCACCGCAGUGGAGACAUUAGCCAGGAGCUCAUGGUGGUCUGCUACACACAGCAGGGGUCAGCCACAGGGACGGUUCCCACCACUGUCCUGUCGUACUCAGACUAUAUCUCCCGUCCAGAGAAGCACGGCAGCAUCCUUCGCUUUGACAAGGGUGAGAGGGAGAAGCAGUGUCGCGUGAUGAUCAUUGAUGACUCUCUAUAUGAGGGAGAAGAAAGCUUCAAUGUCACUCUGUCAAUGCCUGUCGGGGGACGUCUGGGAAGCCACUAUCCCACCACCAAAGUCAACAUCUUAGAAGAUGUGGAUGAUGCUCCAGUGUUUUACUUUCAAGAGGUGGAGUAUCAUGUAGAUGAGAGUGAUGGAUAUGUAGAGGUCAAAGUGUGGAGGAUGGGAACUGAUCUGUCCAAGAUCAGCACUGUCACCGUUCGUUCUCGUAAGGCUGAGCCUGUCUCUGCAGAAGCCGGUAUUGACUAUGUGGGCAUCAGUCGUAACCUAGACUUUGCCCCGGGUGUCAGCGUGCAGACAUUCAGGGUUACCAUUCUGGAUGACCUGGGACAGCCAGAGGUGGAGGGGACUGAGAGCUUUGAGCUGGUCUUAUGUAUGCCAGUGAAUGGCAUCCUGGGAAAACCUGGGAAGGCUACAGUUUUAAUCAGUGACUCUGUGUCUGACUUACCAAAGGUCCAGUUCCAUGAGGCGGUGUACACUGGAGAGGAGAGUGAUGGUCAGAUCAUAGCGACAGUGUACCGCAGCGGCGACAUCAAACACAAGUCCACUGUGCGCUGUUAUACCCGUCAAGGCUCUGCACAGGUCGCCUCUGACUUUGAUGAAAGGCCUAACACAGAUGCAUCUGUAAUCGCUUUCUUGCCAGGUGAGGCAGAGAAGCCGUGUAUUCUGUCACUGGUUGAUGACACAUUGUACGAGGAGGGAGAAGAGCUGCGGUUGGUUUUAGGAAACCCGAAAAGCGACUUGCAGUUUGGCGCAUCAGUGGGAGCUCUGAACGAGACCCUGGUGAAAAUCAAAGACACAGCUGACAAACCCAUCAUUCGUUUUUUGAAAACCAAGUUCAGUGUUAGCGAACCGAAAGAGGCCGGCACCGUGGUAACAGUGAGGAUCCCUGUGGUUCGAAUGGGUGACACAUCAAAGGUAUCAGUGGUUCGCGUUCACACCAAGGAUGGGUCAGCUGUCUCUGGAGAGGACUAUUACCCUGUGUCUCAAGACAUUGAGUUUAAACACGGAGACAAAGAACAUGUGGUGGAGGUGGAGGUGCUAUUUGAUGGUGUCAGAGAAAUGAGGGAAGCCUUUACUCUCCAUCUGAAGCCUGAUGAAAACAUGGUGGCUGAAACCCAGAUAACUAAAGUAAUAGUUUACAUCGAGGAGAUUAACAACAUGGCUGAUGUCACCUUCCCCUCCCUGCCUCACGUUGUGUCACUGCUCCAUUACGACAAUGUCGCCAGGACACCGGACAACUUCCACCCACCAGCUGGCUACCCUGUCAUCUGUGUCACAGCUUGUAACACAAAAUACCCAGACUACGACAAGACAGGCUCUAUCUGUGUCAGCGAGCAUAUCAACAACACCUUGACCCGCUACCGCUGGCUCAUCAGUGCCCCAGCUGGCCCUGAUGGCGUCACCAGUCCCAUGAGGGAGGUGGACUUUGACACCUUCUUUACAUCCACCAAGAUGAUCACGUUGGACUCAAUCUACUUCCAAGCAGGUUCCAGGGUCCAGUGCGUUGCCAGGGCUGUCAAUUCUAAUGGGGAGGAAGGUUUAGAGCUUAGCAGCCCCAUUACCACGAUUAGCCAGGAAGAAGGUAUGUGUCAGCCACAUAAGAUGGGGACCGUUGGCGCCGAGCCUUUCUCUGCCAAGCUACGCUACACUGGAGCGGACGACCUGAAACAUCCCAACCUCAUCAAACUGACUGUCACCAUGCCUCACAUAGAUGGCAUGCUUCCAGUGAUCUCCACUCACCCUCUCACAAACUUUGACCUGACUCUCAGUCUUGAUGGAACCCGGGUCGGAAAUCACCGCUGCUCCAACUUGCUUGACUACAGUGAGGUCACCACAGACCACAGCUUCAUCAUCGCUUCGACGCACACCCCCGAGAGCAUGGGAGACACAGCACCCUAUCAGUUCAGUGGCUCCCUGCGCGGUAACAGCACACUGCACUUCUACAGAAACCUCAACCUGGAAGCCUGUCUCUGGGAGUUCACCAGCUACUACCACAUGUCUGAGCUGCUCACUGACUGCGGAGGCACCAUAGGGACUGACGGACAGGUGCUGAACCUGGUCCAGUCUUAUGUGACUCUGCGUGUGCCUCUCUAUGUGUCAUAUGUGUUCCACUCCCCUUUGGGAGCUGCUGGCUGGCAGCACUUUGACCUGCAGACUGAGUUGCGCCUCACUUUUGUGUACGACACAGCCAUUCUCUGGAAAGAUGGCAUUGGCAGCCCCCCGCUGUCCAAGCUACAGGGUGCAUUGUAUCCGACCAGUAUGCGUAUCAAUGACCAGGGACGUCUGGUGGUAAGCUUCCACACCAAGGCUCGUUUCAGGGGUCUGUUCGUGGAGUCUCAUUCUGAAAGAAGUACAACGAGAACUGAAACCUCCAUGUCAUCCAUGGUGAUGAGUGUGGACCACCCUGGCUUGACCUUUAACCUGUCCUUAGUGAAGAGUGAACCCACAUACAACCAGCCAGUCCAGCAGUGGACAUUCACCUCUGACUUUGGUGUGAGAGACUACUCUGGGACCUACACAGUGAAGCUGAUCCCCUGUACAAUAGCCCAUAAUAUGGAGUACACUAUUCCACCUGUUUGUAGUCCCAGAGAACCAGUCACCUUUGACCUAGACAUCAGAUUUCAGCAAGUGAGUGACCCAGUUGCAGUGGAAUUCAGUCUGAACACUCAGAUGUUCUUGCUGUCCAAGAAGAGCCUGUGGCUCUCUGAUGGCUCCAUGGGUUUUGGUCAGGAGAGUGACAUGGCUUUUUCUGAGGGUGAUACAAUCUAUGGCCGUGUGAUGGUGGACCCUGUGCAGAACCUGGGAGACUCUUUCUUCUGUAACAUAGAGAAGGUGUUCCUUUGCACUGGCGCUGAUGGAUAUGUACCGAAGUACAAUCCGACCAAGUUUGAAUUUGGCUGCCUGGCUGACUCUCCAUCAUUGCUUUACAGAUUCAAAAUUCUUGACAAGGCUCAGCCAGAGACUCAGGCACGUGUGUUUGGUGAUGUCAGUUUCAAUGCUUUGCUGGCAGUAGAUGAUCCAUCAGCCAUGUCCCUUGUCAGACAGCCAGGGUCCGAUGGCUUUAGACUAGACUCUGCAGCCAUGUUCCAGGUUGCUGCAGGCCGUGAGUGGUACAUUCACAUCAUUUACACAGUCCGUUCCAGAAAGAAUGCUGACAAAGGCAUUGGAAAGCGCAGCCUGGAGCACCACUACUUGGUUUCCACAGGCAGUGAUCUCAGCUUGACCCAGUCAAGUGGCAAGGGUCAUCGCCCCAGGAGGUCAACCGACAAUGAAGUCCCAGAGAUUGCUGAGGAUAUCAGAGCAGAAAAUAACCGUGGUACCAAUAUCAUGCACAUUGUUUUGGACCGUACUAAGCGGCAGUCUGGGGGGUCAAAGGAGUUGUUUGUCAGUGGGUUGGAACCAAGUGAGCUAAAUGCAAAGGAGGAAGAGGUGGGACUAGUGACUGUGGUGGGGGCACUGGUGGGACUGCUUCUGACUGUCCUCAUUAUUGUCAUCAUCAUACUGGUGCUGAGAUUCAGACAGAAGGAUGUUAAUGAGAGGUGGAGAGGUGGGGUGCAGCAGGUGAUGAAAGGGUCUGUCAGUACAGAACCCAUGCUGGUGGUGAGGAUGCAAGGCUGCCACAACAGCUCCGAGGUCUGAGCAAUGCAUGUGUAGCUGGACAGAUGGACAAAGAAAUGAAAAGUAUGUGGGGGGGCUUUUAUAGAAUUUUGGAUUAUCUUUUUUUCCACUUGUAACUGGUAAUAAAUUUCUUUUAUAACAGCAAAAAUCUGAAAUGUGAUAUUGGGUUAUGUGCCUGUUAGUGGGGAGAUGUCCACAGUAUUGGAUCCAUUACAUAUCUUGAUCACUGCAAAAGAAACAGCGCAAUGGUCCUAUACACUGUCUUCACUUAACAUUCCAACUUGUGCUGCUAGUAGCAUGGUUAUUUCCUUUCUCUGUCUUAUGGUGUCAAAGUGCCUGAAGCAGCUAUAUUCCUUCAGGAUAGUACCAGUCACCAAGAGCGCUUUUCUAAUAAAGCUAGUGUCACACAGGCCAAGUCGGAGAUUUAGUGCUGCAGGUGCUCCUUGGGGAAAUGGGACUAGAUGAUGUCAGUGUUCGUACUGAAAGGAGUAGUUCGCCUCAAAAUAAACACUCCGAUGUUAUCAGCCUGCCUUUGUGUCAGACGAAACCUCACUGAUGUUUAUGAACCUCUAAAGAUAAUUCAGAUUUCAGCACACUGUGUAGUAUAUUCCCAGUGUUUAGUACAGUAUCUUAACAAUGGCAUCAUGAAUGCAAAAGUCUAGUAUUUACGCUAUAAUCUUGCUUACUGUACUCAAAGUUGUUCUAAAGAGGGUGGUCAGAUGAUACUAUCAUUUAGGAAAAUACUGGGGCUUGGAAGGUCAACAUUGGACUUAAUAUAAAUAUUGAACCUGUAGUGUUUGGCUACAAAACAUUUAAGACUAUGCUGCAUGAGUAGAUUAAUAUUCAUUCUGGGCUGAACGGUGCCUUGAGGCCUAUAGUUUUGUCCUGAAAAAUAUGCUGAAUAUGGGUUACACAGUGUGUAAUGAAAAACAUAAACAAAAAUGCGACUUGUUUCUUACCUGUAAACUAAACCUGUGUAGCUCUCUUAUCAGACUACUGGAGAUAAAAUAAAUAAAUAACACUACUACUGGAAUUUAGAUUUAUUAAAUGGCUAAUCAUGUUGUUCAUUAACUGUGUUUGCUCUUCUUUAUUUUGUUUACCGUGUGACGAGGAAUGUUUUCCUGGAUGUACCGAACAUUUCUGUUGUUGCUGAGUUAGAUUGUUCACACAGUUUUAUUUUCUAAUAUUGUGUAUAUUUUGUAAACUCUGUUACAUACUCCGUCAUGUGUUUACAGCUCAUCACUGCUAUUGUUACCACAGUAUUUACUGCUAUUCAUUCUCUCAGUGAUGUUGCGUCCCUGUGUGUUUCUGUGAUAUUGCCAUAUUUAUUCAAAAUACUUUGGGCAUAAUGUUUCACAGCUUUUUAAAAUAACACAAGACACUCAUCUCAGGAGUUAUUUCUUUUACAGAGAAUGAAAUGUGUGUUGUAACACAAUUUACUACUGUUAAGUGAAGAAAAUCUCUACAGAGUCACUUUCCACUUUUGUGUCACACUGCUAAUAAGUGUGGUGCUGUGAACAUGCAAAUACUGUAUCCAUAUCCAAUGAUUUGACCCCUGUUCUUCCCACGUUAUGUUCCUGUGGGCUUUAUUUGUCACUAGUGAUGUGUGGGAUUUCAGUGUUCUGACUCAUGUUUUUGAACAAAGGACACAAGCGAAAUUGCUGCUUCCAGAUUAGUGUGUUAUCAUGAAAAAUAUUAAGUUACAGACAUUUGAUACAAUCCGCUUUUUUUAUGUCACAAGUGAAAUUUCUUUACAUGUACUGGUAAACCUGUCUUACUCUGCUAUAGGUAUACAAGAUAGUGAGAUUGUUGUUCUUAAAUAUUUGUCUUAUUACAAUGUUGUCAUCAUUGUGUAAUUUUUUUCCAGCAUUUAUCAGGGUUAGCUGAUGCGAUGAACAUUAGCCCCGAAAUCAGCUGAGGUAUGAAUCAGUGAAAGGAACCUGAGGGUUUAGACAACUAAUAGUUGUGUGGAAACCCAGCUGUGCUUUAUUAUUAGUUUUAUUAUUUGGCCCUGAUGAAUGUGGAAAUAACACCAUAUCUGGCAUCAAAUGCACUUUUUAGGUCACAUCCCUCACAUGCCAGUCAAAGCUAUGCAAUGUAACGUAUACCCCACAGACAGUUAUCCCCAUGUAUAUAUGACAGUUUUAGCAGAAACAAUCAAACGUGAUAUUCACUUUGUGUCUUUUUAUGA